Molecule: messenger RNA, 1719 nt
Organism: Melitaea cinxia (Glanville fritillary)
Lineage: Eukaryota; Metazoa; Arthropoda; Insecta; Lepidoptera; Nymphalidae
Gene: RanGAP
Product: ran GTPase-activating protein 1
Exons: 12
Coding region: 16-1698 (560 amino acids)
Biological process (GO): signal transduction; nucleocytoplasmic transport; activation of GTPase activity
Cellular component (GO): cytosol; perinuclear region of cytoplasm; nucleus
Molecular function (GO): GTPase activator activity; small GTPase binding
Source: RefSeq, a predicted model, not a curated record
AGUAAAUAAUUGAAAAUGUCGUUCGACUUGAACGCUAUAUCGACAGCAUUAAACGAACCAAACAGAACUGUUAGUGGUGUAGAUUUUUCUGGAAGGUCUCUAAAGCUAGACACUGAAAAAGAUGCACAACCAAUCGUGGACGCCAUCAACGCUUGCCCAGACCUACAUUACCUGACGCUCACUGGCAACACCCUCGGUGUUGAUGCAGCUAAAGCAAUAGCCAAAGCGUUAGCGAGACAUCCCGAGUUGAAGACAGCAAGAUUCUCGGAUAUGUUCACUGGCAGGAUGAAGACCGAGAUUCCACCAGCUUUAAGCGCUCUCGGCGAUGGUAUGAUAGAAGCGGGGGCCCGUUUAUCACAUUUAGAUUUGAGCGAUAAUGCGUUUGGACCCAUCGGAGUCGAGGGGUUGGCGAAAUUGCUGCAAAGUGAUGUGUGCUCACAGUUACAGGAGCUGCGUCUCAACAACAACGGUCUCGGUAUAACCGGAGGCAGGUUGCUGGCGAAGGCCCUGUCAGCCAACCCUCGCUGUCUCCGUAUAUUUGUAGCGGGCAGGAACCGCCUGGAGAACGACGGGGCCAAAGCUUUGGCUGGAGUCUUCCAGUCAAUGGGAACGCUAGAAGAGAUCUCCAUGCCCCAGAACGGUAUCUACCACGUGGGUAUAACAGCUCUAUCUGAGGCUCUGAAACACAACCCGGGACUCGCUCGACUGAAUCUGAACGAUAACACUAUUGGACCUAAAGGCGCUGCUGCUAUUGCAACUGCAUUACCUAAUUUAAAGAAUCUUAAGUCGAUCAACUUCGGCGACUGUCUGCUGAAGAGUUCAGGAGCCCGAGCGUUGGCGCAGGGCUUCAAAGACAACUCCGUGUUAUUGGAGUCCCUGGACCUUAGUCACAACGAAAUAGGCCGAGAAGCUUGUAUGGAUGUGGUAGACGCUCUGACAGCCCUCCCGGACAGCACAGACAGACUCACAAGGGUCGUACUAGCGGGUAACAGUUUGGGAGGUUCAACAAAUAAACAGACAAUGAAGGACAAGCUUGGUCCUUCAGCUGAGCUCAGUGAUGGAGAAGGAAGUGAAGAUGAAUAUGUCUCCGGUUCUGAAGAUGAUGAUGAUGAAGAAUCAGAACAAGAGAAUUCGGAGGACAGUGCUGCCGAGGAUGACCAAAGAGACACCAGCUGUGACAUCAACAACAGUAUCCUGGAGACAACUGAUAUAGUUCAAGAAGUCGAGACGGACGUUGGACGGUUCCUGAUUAACCCAACGUUGGCCAAUUUGGACAAGCUUGGAGCAAACGCCGCUGACGUCAUCGAUGUCCACUUACAGUCAAUACGUGACCCGGAGAGCCUGAUCCAAGCGUACGUGGAGGCGCUGUGCUGCGUGUGCGGGCUCGCCGGCGACAGCGAGCGCGCGGCGGACAGCGGCGGCCGCCUGUUCCACUCGCUCGUCGCGCGCGCGCGGCAGCAGUGGCCGCUCGCCAACGCGCUGCUGCGGGCGCUGCAGCUCAUCAAGUCUGAAAACAAAGAUUACAAAAUACGUUGGCGAAUCGCACCGUGUUACCAGGCGCUGGCUAAAGAAAUCGACGAGCCAUACUUCCCUACGCCUCUGCGGGACACCCUAAAGUUCUUCAUUUCGAGCAAAAUGGCGUCGCUUCCGGCGGAGGUCAAAGACGUUAUCGAAAAACAUCCAAAUUUGUACACGUAGAAUAAAUGAGUGGAAAUAUAA